Messenger RNA from Ceutorhynchus assimilis (cabbage seed weevil), 1387 nucleotides. The record is from the annotation of a GenBank genome assembly. Lineage: Eukaryota; Metazoa; Arthropoda; Insecta; Coleoptera; Curculionidae.
UGAUAUGUAAAUAGUAAACAUAACCAGAACAAUCUGCUCCCAGAAUUUUUAAUAGUAAUAACUUGGUCACUAUUUUGAUUUUGUAAUAAAAAUUAACUAGGUACUGAGCUCAAAAACAAAUAUAAAUCGCAUUUUAAAACGUAACCAUACUGUUCCAUUUAAAAAUGAUUUUGCCAAUUCAGCAAAAUUUGAAAUAGUGAUGAUAUUCAAUAUGCGAACUGGUGUCAAAGUUUACUGGUGUGCUCGUGGAUUUGAAAAAUUUCAUUAUAAAAUUCAAAAAACUUUAUCAGUAGUGUUUGAUAUGUAAUCACAAUAAAUGUUCAAACUCAGUUAUCAAAUCAAAAAACGCUUAAAUCGAUAUGAAUCCCAAAUAUUCAAGAACUUUAUUUUUUUUAAUAUUCGUCAUUAUUUUAUACAAAGCCUUUAAAUUUUUUAUAUUUCCUGUAAGGCCUACCAUAAAACAAAUCAUUAUUGAAGACGAGUCUGGACAGAGGACUGAAAAAGUUAAGGUAUCUGUACAUUACGAAGCCUUAUGUCCAGACUCGAAAUUUUUCAUAACUCACCAAUUAGUUCCGGUUUAUAAUGAACUGAAGCAAUUUUUAUUAUUGGAUCUGAUUCCGUAUGGAAAGGCUGAGACUAUAAUUGAUGAAAACGGAAAAAUUGACUUUCAUUGCCAACAUGAUCAGGUUGAAUGUUUCGCCAAUAAAAUCCAUGCUUGUGUGAUUGAUAAGAUAACCGAUCCUGAAAUUCAGGUGAAAUUUGUGGCAUGUAUGAUCACUGAUAACUUAUUGCCUGAAGAUGCUGGCGAAAGGUGUGGUCGUGAGCUAAAUUUAGAUUUUUCCCCUAUUAAUAAAUGUGCAAUUGAACAAGAAGGCUCGCUUUUGCUAAAGAAACAUGGUGAAAGGACCAACUCCCUACAUCCAAAAGUAAAAUUUAUACCUACAAUUGAAUUGAAUAAUAAUCAGAGUUUUGAAACUCAGGCAGUCAUCUUAAAAAAUCUUUUGAUUGCUGUGUGUCGAGUAUAUCAACAUAAACCCCCUAUGUGCAGUAAAGCGUAGGUUUUCAUAUUAUAAAUUAUUUUAAUGAAAUCCCGUAGAUAAAUUGUGUGAAUUAAAAUAUAUGUAAUUUUUCAAAUUAGAUAAUUUCAUCACUUAAUUAAACAAAUUAAUAUACCUACAUACAUAUUUAUACUUUGAUAGUCGCAAAAUAGUAUAAAAUAAUGAAUACUUAUCAAAAUUAACUAGUUAUAGCAAUUUUUGACAAACAACUUUAAUGUGUCCCCAACAAUGUAAGAUCAUGACAAUUUUGUAAAAAAUAUUUUAAUUUAAUACCCAACUUAGAAUUUUUGUUGAUAAUGUUAUAAAAUAAAAAAAUAUUGUGUAUUAUA